AUGGAUUCUGAACCACAUUGUACCCAUGGUGCCUUAACUAAUUCUUUUGGAUGGUUAGUCCAAGGAAUACUGGCAUGUUUAGCAUUUACAUGUCUAGUUUUGAAAAGGUUUUGUGAACCUAGGAGACAAAGAAGGCCUUGGCUAAUAUGGUUUUAUGAUACGUCUAAACAAGGAAUGGGAGCCCUGGUUAUUCAUUUUGCUAACGUAUUUUUAGCUGAAUUUUUCCAAGGAGAUCCUUGCACUUGGUACAUUGUUAGUUUCUUGCUAGAUUCAUCUAUUGGUCUUCUUAUUAUUUUCAUUGGUAUUCGUCUCACACAACAUAUCUCAAGAAGAAAAGGGUGGGAUCACUUAGUUUUUGGUGAAUAUGGAAAAGCUCCUUAUGUUUAUGCAUGGUUAUCUCAAUGUGCUGUAUAUAUUGCUCUCAUGCUUAUUGAGAAAAUACUCAUUACCCUUCUUAUACAAUUGAAGUUUUGGGAUCAGGUGAGAAAAAUAAUCAUGUCUCCUAUCACCGAUCCUAAAGUAGAAGUAGCGAUUGUGGUCCUUAUUAUACCUUUCAUUAUAAAUGUUUUUAUGUUUUGGGUUGUUGACAACUUCCUAAUGCAGAAGCAUGGACGUUGGAAGCAGUCAGUCAUAAAUGGUAAAGUAAAGAUCCAUUACGAAAGGAGUGAUCAAGAGUCUUGUUCAGAAUCUGAAAUUUUAUUAUCAGGCGAAGAUGACCCUUUAGCAGUUGAAGUCAACUGCCAGCAAAGACAUCCAAUGCUCAUCUCGGUCUCCUGA
This is a messenger RNA of Uloborus diversus, 777 nucleotides long. RefSeq names its product store-operated calcium entry regulator STIMATE-like. The transcript is spliced from 7 exons. NCBI's taxonomy places the organism in Eukaryota, Metazoa, Arthropoda, Arachnida, Araneae, Uloboridae. The coding region runs from base 1 to 777 and encodes 258 amino acids. The record is from RefSeq and is a predicted model, not a curated record. Gene Ontology annotation, cellular component: membrane.